GUCAUAGCUAUAGAUAUACAUACGAUUCUUUAAUUAUUACAAAGACUACUUCAUAGAUAUUACAAAUAUAGAAAAAUUUAAAUCAUAUGUCCUGCUGACUCAUCUGUUGUAUCGUAGACGUAAAGAAGCUUGAUUGCUAUAAACCCAACGGUUAUAAUUUUGAAUGAAAAAAACGGCCGCGCCAUAUCUUAUCAGACAUUAUUUAGAAUAUGGAAUAUAUAGCGACUGCAAAUGCUAUAGCAAAAACACCGCAAUCAUAAUAAUUAGUCUGAUUCUGUACUUGUUCGAAAGGUAUUCUAAAAAUGUCAAUCAGGGUGUCAAAGUAUGCGCUACAAAAUUUUGGCCCAAAAAUGCCAUUUUGAAGUAUUUAAAUGGAUAUACAACUAAAUUAACUCAAAAAGAGUUAGAGUAUUUAACAAACGCUCAUUUAGAUUUUUCGAUCAUGUCUGGAACAAGUGACUCAGAAAAUCAAAAAUUGUGGCUAGGUCCUGGAUCAUAUGUUAACCAGGACUGUCAACCAAAUGCGAAAUUGCAUACAUUAAAAAUGAACGGAGAACUCUGUCUUCAAGCUACAAGGAAUAUAUACGUCGGAGAAGAAAUAACGUGGAAUUACGAAUUGGAAUAUUUCGAGACAGGCGAAUGUGAAUGUAUGACAUGCAAAAAAGAAAACAAAUAUGUAAAAGUUCCAGAUUUUCAAAUAAAGACACCCGCAACUCUAAAGAAUGCAGUUGUUGUACUUGAUCGAUUAUCUAGAGAACAGAUGAAUAAGUCGAAUAGUAGUAUAGAUCGUACAUCAAAUACAUCGUCAGAAGUAGUAAAUAGUAGCUUAUCAGACUUAUCAAUGAAUACUAUCAACGAAAUUUUAGGAAUAAAUUAGCAAUUUUAUAGUAAGAAAAGUUGUAAAUCAGAUCAUUUUGUAAGAAAAAUAUAUUAUCGUUAAUACAUUAGA
Messenger RNA from Nasonia vitripennis (jewel wasp), 949 nucleotides. Its product is annotated as histone-lysine N-methyltransferase KMT5B-like. NCBI's taxonomy places the organism in Eukaryota, Metazoa, Arthropoda, Insecta, Hymenoptera, Pteromalidae. The transcript has 4 exons. The record is from RefSeq and is a predicted model, not a curated record. Bases 164 to 877 code for a protein of 237 amino acids. Gene Ontology annotation, cellular component: nucleus. Gene Ontology annotation, molecular function: histone H4K20 methyltransferase activity; protein binding.